Messenger RNA from Cyprinus carpio (common carp), 589 nucleotides. Its product is annotated as piezo-type mechanosensitive ion channel component 2-like. Gene Ontology annotation, cellular component: plasma membrane. The record is from RefSeq and is a predicted model, not a curated record. The transcript has 2 exons. Gene Ontology annotation, biological process: detection of mechanical stimulus; cellular response to mechanical stimulus; regulation of membrane potential. Bases 11 to 370 code for a protein of 119 amino acids. Lineage: Eukaryota; Metazoa; Chordata; Actinopteri; Cypriniformes; Cyprinidae. Gene Ontology annotation, molecular function: monoatomic cation channel activity; mechanosensitive monoatomic ion channel activity.
GAAGAUCCAGAUGAGAGCCGAGUCGAAGCUGGAGAAGAAGAGAGAAGCUGGACUGCAGCUGUACGUCUUCAGUGAUAAAGUCAGUCCUCCCAGCCUGGGCUUCCUGGCAGGUUAUGGUAUCAUGGGCCUCUACGCCUCCGUGGUGCUGGUGAUCGGGAAGUUCGUCCGCGAGUUCUUCAGCGGCAUCUCGCACUCCAUCAUGUUCGAAGAGCUUCCGUGCGUCGACCGCAUCCUCAAACUGUGCACCGACAUCUUCCUGGUGCGGGAAACCGGCGAGCUGGAGCUGGAGGAGGACCUGUACGCCAAACUCAUCUUCCUUUACCGCUCGCCGGAGACCAUAAUCAAGUGGACGAGGGAGAAGACCAAAUGAGCCUGCUGGGAUUGACGGAAAAACCCAACGAUCCCAAACAAGGAUGCUGCUUCUCGCAUGAAGGCGGCGUUAAGAGACAAACUCGUCACGAGAGGUCCGACUGCCAAAACCAAGAGCCCUACAGGUGAACCAGCUGUGCCAAAGAGCCCUGAUUCAGAAGCUGACUCCACCAGUGGGAUCUUUAAUGAGCUCUAGCGCCACCUGUCUGUCGGGAGAUUG